Yamadazyma jaroonii is the source of this 2466-nucleotide messenger RNA. Lineage: Eukaryota; Fungi; Ascomycota; Pichiomycetes; Serinales; Debaryomycetaceae. The record is from the annotation of a GenBank genome assembly.
AUGGCAGAUAAGUUUGGUAGACAUAAGUCCACUAGAUGGGUUAGAGCAUCUGUACCUUCGUAUGGGGAUGAAUGGAAUGACGAAUAUGAUUAUGGUAGUGGUUCGGGAUCAGAUGAAGAACCACAAGUCAAGAAUUCACCAACCGAUAAUGUUGUGGCUGAAAGAUUCGUUUUACCACAAGAUAAAAUUGCCGAAGAAGAACAGGUUGAUACUUCACCCCAGAAGAACGAACCAUUAGUUCUAUCAAUUGACAAGUUGAAUGAAGAUUCUGAUAACGAUUCUGAUGACACGGUGUCGUUGAAGUCUAAACCUAUUGAAGAUCAUGAAGGUGCUAUUAAACAAACAAUUUUAGUCCACAAGUCUAAUGAAGAGUUCCAACCACCUUCUGCUACCUACAGUAAUCGUAGUGUCAGUAUAAAUUCACAACCAGAAACUCCUAUGUCGGAAAGAAGCUUCCAAUCUGAUACGGAUUCCAUCCAAAACGAACCUGCUAAUAUUAGAGUUGCAAGUUUACAUAAGAAGAACGAACUGUUCGGCUAUAAUGAUAUCAUCGCCGAGUAUCCUUCGGAAAAGGAAGAUGAAGUGGCUGGGAAACCAAUGGAAUUAGAUGCCCAAGAAAGAGUAACUUCGCCUGAAAUAGGCCCAGAAGCUGGCGAAUUGGAAGUUGAUGAACCCGAAGUUCCUGAAGAUGCCGAGUUGGAAUAUGAUGAAGAAGCUGACGCCAACUACGAAUCAGAGCAAGAGAAACCAGAUUUGGUGUUGUCAAUAGAUCAUAGAAACUUCAACGAAUCUUCAGAUUCUGAGGACGAUCCAAUUCCAUAUUAUGAGAAGACUGCCAUACCACACGAUGAAUCCUUCAACAAUUCUGAAAAGGAUGAUACCGAUAAGGAAGAAGGCAAAGAUGAAUAUCUUGACUCUUUCAUUAACGACUUGCAGAAUAGUUCAAUCCACGAUACUGUUUUACCAGCUAUUGAGAAUGAUGUUUCCUUGCCCGAUUUCGAAAAUAACUAUGAUUACUACGAUUAUGUUGAUGAUGAUGAGGAAGAUCAGAAUGUCACACCAAUAGCUCCACUUUCAACUGUAGAGGAAAAGACUUAUCAUGAAAAUUUUGUCAAUCAAUUAAGUGGUCAUAAGCCAUCCAUAAGGAAACCUCCAACCCCUAUAGGAAGUGAGACUGCAAGCACCACUAGUCGUCAAACAUCAGUCAGGAAACCUCCUUUGAUAGUAGAACCUCCACUUGAUUCACCAAGUUAUAGUUCGUUUGGUGAUGCUGUUGAUGCUUAUAUGAGUGAUAAAAGCGAACAUAAGGAAGAACCCGUGGAAGAAGAACCACCAUCAGAAUCGGAUUCUCCUCAAAUAAAACAUCUUUCUCAAGAAUUCCAACCUGAAGACUUACACCCAGUGGUGUCAUCGGGAUCUUUAUCCACAGGAAAACAUUCAUUUGAUCAAAAAGGAGAUUUUUCAGAACCUCCAAAUUUUGAAAAAGAUUUAAGACGUGAAGAACUCAUGAGAAGGGAUUCUACUAUGAGUACUAACACCUUCAAUAUGGGGACUUGGAAACCAAAUACUACCAAUUUCCGUGAUCAAUUUAUUAACGAUAAUGAUAAUGAAUCUAAUUUCAAUCUCGUGUUGGACAAUGAUAGUAAUAAAGGAUACCAAAACUUUACUAAGAUGAGAAAUGUUUCUAAUGCUUCAGAUGCCAUGUCAUUCAUGAGUAAUGCUUCAGUGCCCGAAACUGUGGAUAUUGCUUUACCUAGUAUUAAUGAAGAUCCUGAUGACAACGACGAGACAUUUUCCAGUAGUCAUGAUACUAAUGAAAGUAGUGGUUUAGGUAUCGGUACCAUUUCCACCGACUCCAUCUUGAAAGAAAACGAUUAUGAUAAUAGAUUCCACGAAACUAUCGAAUCCAAGGAAAGCUUACCUAAACAAAGAUAUUCAAGCUUAUUAGGUGGUCAUGAUGAUGAUGCUACUACGACCGCAGACAAAUCUACAUUAUAUGAGGAUACCAGUACUGGAGAUAUUUCAUCAUCCAUUGCACCAAGUGUAGCUAUUCAUAAAAGAGUUAUUAGUGAUACCCCCACAAUGUCUACUCAAAGUACCAAGAAAACAUUCCCACCUCAAGCAUAUCCUGUUUCCAAUUGGAAAACCAUCAUGAAACCUUCUCAGUCUAUUGAUAGAAUCAAUUUAUUGAGAGAUGCUCUUCAGAAAGAGACCGAUUACGACACAGGAUUACAAACUUGGUUGAGUGAAACACUUAAGAAAUCAGACAAUUCUUCUAGUAUGCAUAUUGGUAAGAUAGCAUCACAAGCUUAUCAAAAUGCAGCACAUAAUGAUUUGAGAAGACAUACUUCGAUAAGAAGUAGAGUUUCUAGUGUUAGAGAUAAGGUUGAACAUGGAGGAUUACAUGCUUCUAAUUUGGGUAAGAAAUUCUUUAACCGUAGUAAGAAAUUAAUGAGAUCAAGUUAG